Molecule: messenger RNA, 913 nt
Organism: Psammomys obesus (fat sand rat)
Lineage: Eukaryota; Metazoa; Chordata; Mammalia; Rodentia; Muridae
Gene: Sp7
Product: Sp7 transcription factor
Exons: 2
Coding region: 128-913 (261 amino acids)
Source: RefSeq, a predicted model, not a curated record
UUUAACCUCUAACCCCCAGCUCUGCCCUCUGCCCUCCUUGUCUGGAGGUCCCAGUCCUGCAGCCCCACCCUUCACUCCGCCCCUCUCUCCCCAGGAAGAAGCUCACUAUGGCUCCAGUCCCCUGGCCAUGCUGACAGCAGCUUGCAGCAAAUUUGGUGGCUCCAGCCCUCUGCGGGACUCAGCAACGCUGGGAAAAGGAAGCACGAAGAAGCCAUACUCUGACCUUUCCGCUGCCAAAACCAUGGGGGAUGCCUACCCAGCUCCCUUUUCAGGCACCAAUGGACUCCUCUCACCCGCAGGCAGUCCUCCAGCCCCGGCCGCUGGCUAUGCCAAUGACUACCCACCCUUUCCCCACUCCUUCCCUGGGCCGACCGGUGCCCAAGACCCUGGGCUACUAGUGCCCAAGGGGCACAGCUCCUCCGACUGCCUGCCUAGUGUCUACACCUCCCUGGAGAUGGCACAUCCCUAUGGUUCCUGGUACAAGGCCGGCAUCCAUGCAGGCAUCUCGCCAGGUCCGGGCACCACGCCCACUCCUUGGUGGGAUGUGCACCCUGGGGGCAACUGGCUAGGGGGUGGGCAGGCCCAGGGUGAUGGGCUGCAAGGGACGCUCUCCACGGGCCCUGCCCAGCCUCCACUGAACCCCCAGCUGCCUACUUACCCAUCUGACUUUGCCCCCCUUAAUCCAGCUCCCUACCCAGCGCCCCACCUCUUACAACCAGGGCCCCAGCAUGUCCUACCCCAAGAUGUCUAUAAGCCCAAGGCAGUUGGCAAUAGCGGGCAGCUGGAGGGGAGCGGGGCAGGCAAAGCCCCUCGGGGUGCAGGCGCGGGGGGCAGCGGCGGGUAUGCGGGCAGCGGGGCAGGCCGGUCUACCUGCGACUGCCCCAACUGCCAGGAGCCCCAAGAUAGAGGGUAA